AUGGUGUUGUUCCACUUGGGCUACAAUCCAGCCGUGCUCAUCCUCACGUUCCUCCAGCACUGCCCAGGUCAAGCAGACCUCCUCGCCUCGCCUGUCCCGUCCCGGGCACCCUGCCACCUGGCCACCUGGCCACCCACCCCGUGGCUGCCAGCCUGCCCUGCGGCCGUGGGGAGCGGUGCCUUUGCCCUGGUCCUCACCCUGGCCCUGGUGGGGUGCGUCACACCUGCGGAGAGGAAGUGCCUCCUCUCCGGGUCCUGGCGUAGUGACACUGGCUGCCGGAUGGUCGUGUCUGUCCUCAGCAAGGACGGCAGCUUCUCGGGUUCCUACCUGCUGGGUCCUGCCGACAGUGACUCCAAAAUCCUCACCUCACCACUGGAGGGGUCCCAGCAGGAUGCGGGGCUGGUCCCGCAGCCCACCUUCUCCUUCACCGUGUGGUGGAGGCUCCGAGACCCGGAGACAGCCCGGACGACUGCCUUCCUGGGCCAGUGCUACGUGGGCACUAAUGGGGGGGAGACCCUGCAUGCCCUGUGGCUCCUGCGAGAGGCGGCCAACAGCCCCGCUGAGGACUGGAAAGCCACCCGGAUUGGCACCAGCAUUUUCACCCGGAUAAAAUAA
This is a messenger RNA of Gavia stellata (red-throated loon), 615 nucleotides long. RefSeq names its product avidin-like. The record is from RefSeq and is a predicted model, not a curated record. Gene Ontology annotation, molecular function: biotin binding. NCBI's taxonomy places the organism in Eukaryota, Metazoa, Chordata, Aves, Gaviiformes, Gaviidae. The coding region runs from base 1 to 615 and encodes 204 amino acids. The transcript is spliced from 6 exons.